Molecule: messenger RNA, 1730 nt
Organism: Sclerotinia trifoliorum
Lineage: Eukaryota; Fungi; Ascomycota; Leotiomycetes; Helotiales; Sclerotiniaceae
Source: the annotation of a GenBank genome assembly
UGAAAUAUCGCUAAAUUUAAUUUUAAAUCUUUAAGACUUCAACACAAAAGUACAGGGCACGAAAACACCAAUAGAAAUUCAAGUUCCAGUCUCUCUCUUUCUCUCCUUUCCCCUUUUCUGUUCGCUAUAUCUGAAUGAAGUAGUAGCAGUAACGAAAGAAACAAAGAAAAGACAUCAUUCUCGAGAGAUUCCUCUAUUCAUCAUGUCUCCAGCUGCUUCCCAUCCUAUCGCGAAAACCUCAUUCGAGGAUCGAGCCUCGAAAACAAAGCACCCUUUAACCGCCUACCUACUCCGUCUCAUGACCCUCAAACAAUCUAAUCUAUGCGUCAGCGCCGAUGUCUCUACAGCCGGUGAACUUCUCCGAUUAGCAAAUGCCGUCGGUCCAUCCAUCGUCGUGCUAAAGACGCAUUAUGAUCUCAUCAACAACUGGGACUACAGCCCAACCACGGGCACGGGAGCGCGCCUCAACCGUCUCGCGCGUCGUCAUGGAUUCCUCAUAUUCGAAGAUCGGAAAUUCGGUGACAUUGGAAAUACCGUGCAAUUACAAUAUACGGAAGGCACUGCCAAGAUCAUCGAGUGGUCGCAUAUCACCAAUGUUAACAUGAUACCUGGGAAAGCCAGCGUGGAUUCCUUGGCCGAAGCAGCGGCAAGAUGGAGAGAACGCAAACGUUAUGAAGUCAAGACGAAUAUAUCAGUUGGGACUCCGCGACCCGAAAGCAUUGAAGGCGACGAAGAUCAAAUCACCACUCCUAUAAGUCUUAAUAACACUUGCCAUGAAAUUCCAGAUGGUUCUCAUGGAUUAGAAGCACACAAUGAGGCGAAUAUUGGACGAAAAGCUAGUAUCGUUUCUAUUACCACCGUGUCGCAACAUUUCGAACCGGCCGAUUCGCCACGCUCGCGCAUUGAUUUCGAUAUUGAAGAAGAAGCAUAUCCUGGAAUUGAUGAAGCGCCAUUGGAAAGAGGUCUUUUGAUAUUAGCACAAAUGAGUAGCGCGGGAAAUUUCAUGACCAGAGAUUAUACCAAUGCGUGUGUAGAGAGUGCGAGGGAGCAUAAACAAUAUGUCAUGGGAUUUAUUUCGCAAGAAACAUUAAAUACAGAUGCGGAUGAUGAUUUUAUUAGCAUGACUCCAGGAUGUCAAUUACCGCCUGAGAAUGAUGAGGAAGCAGAGUUAGAGGGUGAUGGAAAGGGACAACAGUAUAAUACUCCUGGAAAGUUGGUAGGUUUAGGUUGUGAUAUUGUUAUUGUAGGAAGAGGUAUCAUUCGUGCGGGAGAUCCAGAGUGGGAAGCAGAGAGAUACAGGAGGAAGGCCUGGGAAGCAUACCAGGAGAGAAUUAAAGCUUAGGGAAGAGGGGGAAGAAAAGCGCCAUGCGAAAGAAAGAUGGAAGAAAGAAAGAAAUGCUAGCUAAGGAAAUAAUCCGGUUAAAGGAAGCACAAUGACAGACAACCUGUCAACCGUGUUACAAGAAGCAUAUUGGUAGCAAGAAAUGAUUAAGAGAAUUGGAAAUUGCAAUACCAUAUAUAGCUUAUUUUCUUAACUCGAGAGCUCCAAGUUAGAUACCCGUUACAAUGUGUUAUUGUUAUUGUAUUUGUUAUUCUGUUAUUUUAGUUUUUUAGUUUUUUAGUUUUUUUUGGGUUUCCUUCUUAAUGCAUACGAAUUAGUAUGUAUCAUGUAUCAUGUAUCAUGUAUCUUAUAUUCUGUAUUCUGUAUCUUCAACUAUAGCUGGUUAUUU